GGUAAAAGGCGGUCACGAGACCUCUCACCAUCACUCUCACCGCCUCGAUCCCAAAACCCUGUCCCUGGCGAUAGCGAAAGCGAUCGAAAAGGCGAGAGGAAGCGGGGAUCGAUCCGAGUGCCACAGCGAUUGAUCGAGCACGGCAUCGGGCCAGUCACGGACGCGGGCGCGCUCGCAUCGUUAGCCGUCUCUUUCCGCCACCGAUCGGGCAAGUGGCUCUCCUAGCGCCACGAUCGGACGGUGGGGCAGUAUUUGAUCGGGCUCCGGUGAGAAGGUUGAUGUAAGAGGGGUGCUGCGGAAUGGAUCGAGCGGCGGUGACGAUCGGUCCGGCGAUGGACAUGCCGAUAAUGCACGACAGUGACCGGUACGAGCUGGUGAAGGACAUCGGUUCAGGGAACUUCGGAAUCGCCAGGCUGAUGAGGGACAAGCAGACCAAAGAGCUGGUCGCCGUCAAGUACAUCGAGAGAGGCGAGAAGAUAGAUGAAAAUGUUCAAAGAGAGAUAAUUAACCACAGAUCAUUGAGGCAUCCAAAUAUCAUCAGGUUCAAAGAGGUUAUAUUAACUCCAACUCAUUUGGCUAUUGUUAUGGAAUAUGCCUCUGGUGGUGAGCUCUUUGAGCGUAUUUGCAACGCUGGGCGUUUCAGUGAGGAUGAGGCACGAUUCUUCUUCCAACAACUUAUAUCAGGAGUUAGCUACUGCCAUUCUAUGCAAGUAUGUCACCGUGAUUUGAAACUGGAAAACACCUUAUUAGAUGGGAGUACUGCACCUCGUUUAAAGAUAUGUGAUUUUGGAUAUUCCAAGUCAUCAGUUCUGCAUUCACAACCAAAGUCAACUGUUGGAACUCCUGCAUACAUUGCUCCCGAAGUGCUACUCAAGAAGGAAUAUGAUGGCAAGAUUGCUGAUGUGUGGUCUUGUGGAGUUACUCUAUAUGUAAUGCUAGUGGGCGCAUAUCCUUUUGAGGAUCCUGAGGAGCCUAAAAAUUUCCGGAAGACGAUACAGCGUAUAUUGAGUGUUCAGUAUUCAAUUCCAGACUAUAUUCACAUUUCUCCAGAGUGUAGACACCUCAUCUCAAGGAUUUUUGUCGCCAAUCCUGCUACUAGGAUCACGAUUCCUGAGAUACGCAACCACGAGUGGUUCUUGAAGAACCUCCCCGCUGAUAUGAUGGAUGACAACACUACGAGUAACCAGUACGAGGAGCCUGACCAACCAAUGCAAAGCAUCGACGAGAUAAUGCAGAUCUUAGCCGAGGCAACCAUACCUGCAGCUGGCACCCAUGGCCUCAAUCAGUACCUGACGGACAGCCUCGACAUCGACGAUGACGAUAUGGAGGAUUUGGACUCUGAUCCCGAUCUCGACGUUGACAGUAGUGGAGAGAUGGUCUAUGCCAUGUAAAUUUGUGGUUGAUGGAUCAAGACACGGAGACAAAGUCCAUCUUGCACUAAACACUAGUGUGCAGGAUGUUCCCUUUUGCAGACAUGGGGUGUCAAAAUCCCAGUUCUCGUCUUCCCCUGAUCUCGAGGGGCAGGGCAUGUAUUCAGGUAAAGUGCAUACAACCUUAACGCAAUGUCUGUGCUCGGUGCAUUCUCGUGUGGUGUCAAACCUUUUCAAGUAAGCGAGCGCGAUGUUUAUUAUCUAUUUACACCGUUA
Molecule: messenger RNA, 1646 nt
Organism: Musa acuminata AAA Group (dessert banana)
Lineage: Eukaryota; Viridiplantae; Streptophyta; Magnoliopsida; Zingiberales; Musaceae
Product: serine/threonine-protein kinase SAPK10
Exons: 9
Coding region: 300-1391 (363 amino acids)
Biological process (GO): protein phosphorylation; intracellular signal transduction
Cellular component (GO): nucleus
Molecular function (GO): protein serine/threonine kinase activity; ATP binding
Source: RefSeq, a predicted model, not a curated record